AACAAAGCAGAAAAAAUUCAAUAAGUUAAACAUUAUUAACUUAUGAGUAGACUCAAAGAAAAUGCAAGUUCUUGAAUGAAAAAUUAGUAAAUAAUGGCUGAAAAAGUGAUUAAUAUGGAGAAAAAUUUUAGGUAUACAUUGUUUGGAAUCGUCCUACUACUUACCUUUUCAACUAGGUUUUAUAAAAUUAAAGAACCAGAUCAUGUAUGUUGGGAUGAAACACAUUUUGGCAAAAUGGGAAGCUGGUACAUAAACCGAACGUUUUUCUUUGAUGUUCAUCCUCCUUUAGGAAAAAUGCUGAUAGGCCUUUCUGGUUAUCUAACAGGCUAUGAUGGUACAUUUCCUUUUGACAAACCAGGAGAUAAAUAUGAAAACACAAGUUAUGUAGGAAUGAGAGUAUUCUGUGCCAGUCUAGGAUCGACUAUUGUUCCUAUGACUUUUUUAGCUGUAGACCAAAUGACUGGUAGUCCAACAGCAGCACUAUUUUCAUCUCUGUUGAUUUUACUUGAUGUAGGACUUAUCACACUAACCCAGUACAUCCUCCUAGACCCGAUUUUAUUAUGUUUCAUGAUGGGUUCGAUAUUGGGAGCAAUCAAAGUAUCCUACAACAGUUCCAGGGAAUUUUCCUGGCAGUGGUGGUCCUGGCUUAUAUUUACAGGAACAAUGCUGGCUUGUACUAUAUCUGUGAAAUUUGUAGGCCUGUUUAUUGUGUUGUUAGUCGGUCUUCUAACUAUUGCAGAUUUAUGGAAUAUUCUGGGUGAUAUGACCAGACCUGUGACUGAUACUGUAAGACACCUUUUUGCCAGAGCCUUAUGCUUAAUUAUCUUACCAAUAUUCCUUUACAUAUGUUUCUUUUACAUCCAUCUGAAAGUUCUGAACAGAAGUGGAAACGGAGAUGGAUUUUACAGCUCAGCUUUUCAAUCGCAACUUAUCGGAAACAGUUUAUACAAUGCAAGCAUGCCUCACCAAGUAGCAUAUGGUGCAAUAGUUACUUUGAAAAAUCACAGGACAGGAGGAGGAUAUUUACAUUCGCAUUUCCACUUGUAUCCUGAAGGAAUGGGCGCUAGGCAGCAACAGAUAACCACAUAUACCCACAAAGAUGACAACAAUAAGUGGCUAAUUAAAAAAUACAAUUUGGAAGAAACUAAUACCAUUGAAAUAGUUCAUAGUGGUGAUUUGGUGAGACUAGAACACAUAGCGACAAAAAGAAACUUGCACUCUCAUAAAGAACAAGCUCCUGUAACGAAAAAACACUACCAAGUCACGGGCUAUGGCGAAAAUGGCACUGGAGAUGCAAAUGAUGUAUGGAGAAUCCUAAUCGAAGGAUCCAAAGACAGAUCAGAAAUCACUGCUGUGACUAGCAAAUUGAAAUUCGUCCAUUAUUUACAAUCGUGUGUUUUAACUACAAGUGGCAAACAAUUACCUAAAUGGGCCUACGAACAACAAGAAGUUUCUUGCAAUCCUAAUUUGAGAGAUCCACAUGCUUUGUGGAAUGUUGAAGAGAAUAUUUUUGAAAAAUUGCCAAAUGUAAACUUUGAAGUUUACGCUCCGAGUUUUUUUGAAAGAUUUCUAGAGUCUCACGCUGUUAUGUUCCAAGGUAAUGCUGGAUUAAAGCCUAAAGAAGGAGAAAUUACUUCAAGACCCUGGCAAUGGCCAAUAAAUUAUAGAGGGCAAUUUUUCUCAGGUUCUCAAUACAGAAUCUACCUGUUAGGAAAUCCAAUUAUAUGGUGGAGUAAUUUAGUUUUUAUUUUGUUAUUCCUAGGAAUGUUCCUUAUAAAUGCAAUCAAGCUACAAAGAGGAUACAUCAAGUCUUUUUCAGAACCUCAAAAACAAAAGCUGAAAGCAUGUGCUUGGUUAUUUAUUGGUUGGUUACUGCAUUACGUACCUUUUUGGGCCAUGGGACGUGUACUGUAUUUUCAUCAUUAUUUUCCGGCUCUGCUUUUCAGUUCCAUGAUAACAGGUAUUAUGAUUGAUUACUUGUUAGAAGAAAUAUCCAAAUUCCGGAACAACAGUAUGUCCAAAACCAUUUACCAUACCUUAUUUGGUUUGAUAUUGUCAGUAUUUUGCUACAGUUUUUACUUAUUUGCGCCUCUGGCUUAUGGUAUGAGUGGACCUUCAGCAAAUGAACCCAAUUCGACUAUGCAUGGAUUGAAGUGGUUUGAUACUUGGGAAUUUUAGAAUCAUUGUAAUUUUCGAGAAACAUCUUAUGCUUAUUUUUACGUUGCAAAACAAAUCCGUCCAAUUAGACUAUAAGAUAAAUUUCUAUUUUUGUAUUAUUUAUUUACGUUGACUGAGUUUUGAUAUGAAGUUUUAUACUGUAAAAGUUUAAGUUAAUUUUUAAUAGAAAGGAUAACUUAA
Messenger RNA from Ceutorhynchus assimilis (cabbage seed weevil), 2358 nucleotides. Lineage: Eukaryota; Metazoa; Arthropoda; Insecta; Coleoptera; Curculionidae. The record is from the annotation of a GenBank genome assembly.